AUUUAGUCUUUUUGAAACGCUCGUCGCGUUAACACUUUAUCGAUGCGUUUAGGGUAGCCCAACGGUGUUUCAAGUUACCUGCAGUAGAUCUGUUUCAAGGUUAAUCACUGGUAAUCGGAAUACAAUGGAAUAGAUAAUCAUUUAACAAGAGGUUGAUUCAUCGAAGAAAUUUAUUUUGGAAAUAUAUGAAGAUCCAGUGCGUGCAUAAGAUAUCAAUGGUAUCCUAAAACUGGUUUUCUUUGUUCUAUCGUCAACAUCUUGAAGUAACAGAACUGUCUUUGGCAAGUGGGAGCAAUACAGUGAGUGAGUGUGCAAGUUCCCUUGAAAGAAAUCUGGUUUACCUCAUUCUCGGUAACAGAAUCCGACAACACCUGAGUGAAGAACAUUGUUGCCAAAUAAAGAAGACAAGGCAUGGUGGUUGGGGAUCGUAGCAUGCACUUGUGCAUCAGUAGUGCGGAAGCAUCCUGACGAUGGUUUUAUGAAUUGUGCGCAAGAAGAAACUACGAGGCAACGUAUCGGAAUAGCACUGCGCGCUUCACCGGAUAUAGCACGCAGCAGCACAGAACUCCGACCGGAGAUUGCAGAUUUGUUUCUUGAUAAUUAAUGUUCAUUAAUUGUGAUUUGUGAUGAGGCAUGCAUCCGUAUGGAUGUGCAUUCUGACGUUCUAUAACCUCCAAUCGUCUUCGUUAGCUGCAAUCGUACCCCCACCAUGGAGUGACCCGAAUAAAAAUCCCUGUGCCAGUCAACCCGGUGGAUGGCAGCUACUUUAUUGGCCUCCGCUCAAAAAAUGUUACAAAAUUUUUCAGCUAGGGUAUCCCUGCCCCGAAACAAUGGAACUAAGCCCGGUAGGAGUGGGAUCCACUAGCACGGGAUCGACAGCAGAGUGCCGCUGUCCACCAGGAACCGCUCAAUCCCCAUUAACGAAACGAUGCCAUCGGUUAUUCGAGCGAGAGCCUUGCGAGUUUGGACAAUUUUUCGCACCGCUUGCCGAUACAGAUGUGAAGAGUGCCAUACCAAAACAACGAUGGGGUACAUGUAAAUCGGCACAAAUGUGUGAGAGUGGAAUGAUUUACUGGCCACAGGACAACAAAUGUUACCAACUGUAUACCAAAGGACCCUGCGCGAAGGGAAAGUUAAUGAGCUUAGAUUCUGAUGGAAUAGCUAAAUGCAAGUGUAAAGACGAAGGGGAGUUGAGCAAUUAUUUCUAUGACGAGACGGAAACAUGCCAUGAAUUUUUCACUAAGGGACCAUGCUUGCGCACAGGAGAGCUAUUUCUCCCUUCAAAGAAGUGUGCAUGCCAUCAAAGAUUGCCACAUUUUCAUAACGAAUCAAAUCAAUGUUACGAAUUAGGCACUAUUGGGCCUUGUCCUGUUGGGCACACAUUCAUUAUAACCGAUAAAAGGGGGCAACAAGAGGUAAGCUCAAUGAAGGCAGAGUGUCGAUGUAAAGAAAACUACGUUCUAUGGAAGGACGGUUAUUGCUACAAGUUGUAUACACAGGGCCCAUGUGAGACAGGAUCCUUUCUGAUAGAUUCAAACGUUUGCUUACCUAACCCAUGUGAGAAAGGUAGAUUGUAUUUUCCUAAAGAAAAAACAUGUUAUCGAAUAGGAUCACAGGGUCCCUGCACUUUGCACCAGGUGGUUAUAUUUGACUUUACAACAAGACCGUCAUUGGAUGGCAUUUCCUAUAACGGAAUUUGCGGAUGCUCUGGAGUCAUCCAUAACUUAGAUCAGUCAUGUACAGAUGAUGAAGUUCCUAAAAGUGCUUGUGAUAGUACGCCUGAUAUGGUGGAGAUAAAUAAACAAUGUUAUAAGCUUUACACUCGUGGGCUUUGCGGUCCAGGACAGUGGCUUGAACAAAAGACAUCGUCAAAUGUUCGUGCGGCUACAUGCGUCUGUAGGCCAGGAUACACUCCAUAUGAUUCACCGAUGCAAAACGGCGUAAUCGGCUGUCAACCACCGGCCGUGGGACUCGCCAGGUGGUUCAUGAGCCUGUUAGGAUUUGCAUCGCCCGAACCAGAGGAAUACUAAGUUACCAAA
Molecule: messenger RNA, 2039 nt
Organism: Armigeres subalbatus
Lineage: Eukaryota; Metazoa; Arthropoda; Insecta; Diptera; Culicidae
Source: RefSeq, a predicted model, not a curated record